Messenger RNA from Closterium sp. NIES-65, 2991 nucleotides. Lineage: Eukaryota; Viridiplantae; Streptophyta; Zygnematophyceae; Desmidiales; Closteriaceae. The record is from the annotation of a GenBank genome assembly.
AUGGAUUCUCGCUCGUCGCCCGUCGUCGCCGAGUCUCCCGGCGACGAUUCCGCCUCGCCAAUCCAUUCGCUAUCCGACGAUCUUCUCACCUCCAUCCUCCGCCUAGUCCUCUCCGCCAAUCCCACCGCAUCCGUUACAACAUCCGAUACAAGCACCGGCGAUUCUCGCCCGUCCUACCAGGCGGCUCUCGUCUGCAAGCGCUGGUCCCGCGUCGCGCCUCUCGCGCUCACCUCCCUCACAGUCCUCUCCGCGUCUUCCGCCGCCUCCCCCGCCGCCUCCUUUUCCCCCAAGCGCGAGCUGCUCUGCCGCCGCCUCGAGCUAGCGCUGCGCAAGUUUCCGAACCUGACUCGCCUGCACCUCGACAGCCACACGAUCGACUUCAUCGACGAUCGCUUCUUGCGCGCCCUAGGCUCGGCAUGCCCGAACCUGACGUACCUCUUCCUGGGAAAGGUUCGGCUGCCAGUUCGGCCGCCGCUCGUCGACGCGGUGAGCGAGACGGGCCUCGCGAGCGUUUUUCGCAGCUGCCGGCGGCUCGAGAAUGUGAGCGUGCACUGCGCGCCGAACAUCAAAUCGCUCCCCGCGUCGCUCCUCGAUCUUUCCGCGCUGCACCUGCUGCAGCUCGAAGCGCCGAGUUUAAAGCUCUUCCCGGAAGUCUCCCGGGGGAGACUAAGCACGCUCCGCGAUUUGCGGCUGCUGUCGUGCAACGCGCUGCCGUGCCUGCCGGACUGUCUGGGCGACCUCGCGGGUCUCACGCAUCUGCGCAUCGAGAAAUCCGACAAUCUCGAGCAGCUGCCGGACUCGUUAUGCGACCUGCAGCUGCUCGACGUCCUCGCUAUAAGCUCCUGCUACUGGCUCACGUCGCUGCCCGACGAUCUCGGGCAGCUGCCGUGCCUGCGCGUGCUCGAAUUGGACGGCUGCGGGGGAUUGCUCGAAUUGCCCUGCUCGCUGCCGCAGCUCCACUCUCUCGAACGACUCGUUAUAAGCCGAUGCGGUAACCUUACACUCCUGCCCGAAGACAUUGGGCAGUUACCACUCUUACGCGAAUUGGAAAUCAGCAAGUGCCAUCGCCUCGUCGGCCUCCCGCCCUCCCUGUCGGACUUAGCCCAGCUCCAGUUCCUGGAAGUUUCCGACUGCACGCGUUUAGAGUCCCUUCCCGACGACUUAGGCCGUCUAUCUGUCCUUAGAACCCUGCGCCUCGCCUCGCUUCCUAAUCUCACCUCUCUGCCCGAAACCCUAGACCAGCUGACCUUUUUACGAGAGCUCCAAUUAGAAGAGAUAGACAAUCUUUUGGGCCUGCCCGACCCGGUAACGAGCCUCGGGCAGCUGGAAAAACUCGUUCUGGGGCUGUCCUGCUCGCCGAGUCUGCCCGAAUCCGUAGGCGCGCUGACCCGUUUGAAAGAGCUGCAGCUGCGACACUGUAAGGGGUUAACGAGUCUGCCUAUAGCGAUGCGCGCGAUGACGCGGCUGGAGCGGCUGGCGGUGGAGGAGUGCUGCGAGCUGGUGGCUCUGCGCCUGCCGGAAGGAGAGGCCGUGGGUGCUACUGGGAGGGAUGGGGGAGGGCAAGCAAAAUCAAGAUUCAAAGAAGAGGGAGGGGUAGCCGAGCAGGUGGAGGAAAAGCAGCGGCAGGAGCAGAAGGAGGGGGAGCAGGGACAGCAGGGCUGCACGUCCCUUCGCGCCCUCCCCGCAUCUCUGACUGCCCUGGCUGAGCUAGAGCGGCUGGUGGUAACCAGGUGCACCGCGUUACAGUGGGCGCCGGGGAACGUGGCGCGGAUGCAUGGGCUGCGGGAGCUGAGGCUGGAUGGGUGCAGAACGGUGCUGCUGCCGCCGUCGCUGGCGUGCUUGGGCCGGCUGGAGAGGCUGGUUGUAGUGAGUAAUGGGUGUAGUGGGAGCGGUGUAGGGGCGGGGGAUGAGGUGGGGCCGGGGAUGGGGGUGGAUAUGGAUGGUAGCAUGAAUGGUAGCAGCAGCAGCAGCAGCAGCAGCAGCGGGAGUGGACACGGGUGUGUGACAACCAAGGAAGGUGCCUCUGACAUUUGUCGCACUCAAGAUAGUGCUGCUGUGGCUGGUGCUGUCAUGCUUAGUUCAACAACGGAUGGCUCUAGCGCUGCCGCCAAUGCCACUAGUCCCUUCUCCUCCUUCCUCCCCUCGCCGCCCCUGGCUCUCCCCCCCGGCAUGGGCCAGCUGGCGCAGCUGAGGGAGCUGGAGGUGAGCGGCUUUGACUCCCUCUCCGCCCUGCCGCCCUCCCUCGCCUCCCUCUCCCGCCUCACCCGCCUCUGCCUCACCGGAUCCCUCAAACUCGCCUCCCUGCCUGACCUUCCCUGUGGUCCGGUUGCUGCUGGUAAUGAUUCCUGCUGCUGCUGUGGUUGCCCCUCCUCCUCCUCCUCCUCCUCCUCCUCCUCCUCCUCCUCCUCCUCCUCCUCCUCCUCCUCCUCCUCCUCCUCCUCCUCCUCCUCCUCCUCCUCCUCUUCCUCCUCGUCCUCCUCCCUCCUCAUAGCCCCUUCCCGCACUGCCCCCAACGGCACCUUCUUCCUCCAUCUCACCAACCUACGAGACCUGCAGCUCGAUUCCUGCCUCUCCCUCUCCUCUCUCCCCUCCUCCCUCUCCUCUCUCUCCUCCCUCAACCGCCUCCACCUCGCCUUCUGCUCCUCCCUCUCCGCCCUCCCCCCACACCUCUCCUCCCUCUCCCACCUUCGCUCCCUCAACCUCCAAGAGUGCAUCUCCCUCACCUCGCUCCCCCCCUCCCUCUCCUCACUCGUCCGCCUGGAAGGGCUUUACCUCAAGGGGUGUAUCCAGCUGAAAAGCCUUCCGGGCGACAUUGGGUAUUUGCCGAGGCUAAGGGAAUUGGAUUUGAGGGACUGUGAGGGGCUGCUGGCACUGCCGGGGUCAAUCACCCUCCUUACGGGGCUCAAGUGGUUGGAUAUAUUUGGGUGUAGUAGUUUGGAUAUGGAGUCGGUCCCUGCAAGGAUAGGCCAAGCCACGAUCUAUCGGAGCUAG